Coccomyxa subellipsoidea C-169 is the source of this 2770-nucleotide messenger RNA. RefSeq names its product glycoside hydrolase. NCBI's taxonomy places the organism in Eukaryota, Viridiplantae, Chlorophyta, Trebouxiophyceae, Coccomyxaceae. The transcript has 15 exons. The coding region runs from base 1 to 2061 and encodes 686 amino acids. Gene Ontology annotation, molecular function: hydrolase activity, hydrolyzing O-glycosyl compounds. Gene Ontology annotation, biological process: carbohydrate metabolic process. The record is from RefSeq and is a predicted model, not a curated record.
AUGGCGAUCGUGAAACGCCAGAGAGGAUCGCUGCAGGGCAGCAUCGCUUUGGCGUGUCUCCUCUCGAUCGCUGCGUCACUGCACGGAGCCCAAGCAUUUAUUAGAAUUCAAGGUGGCACAUUUGUGGAUGAGAACUGCAAGGAGUUCUUCUUCAGCGGAUACAACACCUGGCAGCUGCUGGAGAAUGCAGCGGGUGUGAUUGGCAGUGCGAGCGACCUCACUGCGCAGUUUGAUGCCGCAGUGGCAAACAGCCUCUCUGUUGUGCGUAUGUUUGGCUUUGGAACGGCUGGUGGUUUCCAGCUGCAGUAUAGCCCUGGCUCGUACAACGAAAAAGCCUUCCAAGCCUUUGACAAGGUCAUUGCUGAGGCUGGCAAGCGCAAGUUGCGCCUUGUGAUCGCCUUUGUCAACAACUGGGACCAGGACUCCGGCUCAGACAACAAGAAGUUCUAUGUUGGAGGCGGCAACCCAGAUGACUUCUACACAUCCGCAAGUGCGCGCCAGGCAUUCAAGAACCACAUGAAGACUGUAGUCAGCCGCAAGAACACCAUCACUGGCGUGGCAUACCGUGAUGACCCCACCAUUCUGGGAUGGAACCUCAUAAAUGAGCCGCGCUGUGAUGCCAUCGGGUGCAACAGCGACAUGCUGGCCUGGAUCCAGGAGAUGGCACCUUACCUCAAGAGCAUCGACCCCAACCACCUGAACACUGUCGGCAUGGAUGGCUUCUAUGACAGGCGGAGCUGCCUUGCGCCGACAGGCAACCCCAGCAGCUGGGCAGGCUACACUGGCCAGGACUUCCUCCCCCAGCACGCAGUCAAGGGCAUCGAUUAUGCAGCAAUUCACCUGUGGCCCGACAACUGGAAGCGUGUGGAUCUGGACUUUGGCAAGGUGUGGCUGACCAACCACAGCGCCAACGGCCAGCUGCUUCAGAAGCCCGUUGUGCUGGAGGAGUUUGGAAAGGGAGUGGGCGGUGAGUUGGCGAAGGGCGAGACGGAGACACAGCGCAUGGACUGGUACAAGUUGGUCUACUACCUGGUGGAGCAGAACAUCGACAGUGGCACGCCGCUCAAGGGCAUCUUGUUCUGGAGGUGGGACGCUGUGGCUGCAGCUGUGGACUCUCAGGUUGGAGACAACGCACUCACCCUCGCCACCUCCAGCUCUGUCUUCCAGCAAGUCGUGAAGCCAUUUUCGGCGCGCGUGGCCCAGAAGGGCAAGACUGUGGCCGGCUGCAGUCCAUCACAGGGCACUGUGUCCGCUGCAUCCAUCAGUGAUGGCAGCGGCAGCGGCCCAGGACCCGACUUCUUCACAGCCCCAGACUCCGCCACCUGCUGCGCAAAGGACUGUGGAACCAUGUACGGGAACCUGGAGGGGACGCCGCUUGCGUCUGCCACAUCAGCGAGUGCGGGCGACUGCUGCGACUCGUGCAAGGGCACGGCCGGAUGCAAUGCAUGGAACUUCUGCUACUGUGACCUGGGUUGCGCCGGGCAGCCCAAGGGCACCUGCGUGCUCAAGAGCAUGAACAACCCCUUCUAUCCCAGGACGCAGAUUGUGGGGGACAAUGCGGGCUGGAUUGGCGGCGUGCCAGGGCAGAGCAAGAUCACUCCCACGUGGCUGUGCCAGCCAGGCGGCGGCAGCACAUGCGCGGGCACCACCGGCGCAGGAACAUGCUCAGCCACCGACCUGCAGAAUUCCCUGCAGUGCCCCGACAGCUCCUGCAAAGCCAAGAACCAAAACGUGGGCGGCGACACGCUGGUGAUGGACGUGAACAGCAACUCGCCAACCAAGACGGUGUUCACCGCGGCGGACUGCUGCAAGGCGUGCAAGAACCAGGGCGGCUGCAACACCUGGACCUUCUGCGGGCGCCCUGAGGGCUGCUCCUCAGACUGCCCCGCCAACGUUGCCAGUGCCAAACAGACGGGUGGCAAGACCUUUGGGCCGUACGGCGGCUGCCAGGGCAACCGUUUCCCGUACCAGCAGUGCACACUGAAGACUGCAAAGGACCCCAGCAAGGUGCAGGUCUACGAGGCUGGAGAGUUGCAGCCCUGGACCUCCGGCUCUGUCUGAUCUGGCAGUUCCUGAUCAGAUCGUACCAGUGAAUGAGUGUGUGUGUGUGUGUGUCAUGUGUGUCAUGAGCGCGAGCAGGUGAAUGUCUCGCAGCUGAUAGGUGUAAUCAGGGCCAAAAUGCAAUAAUUCAGGGCUGCGUGAACAAUGAAAGCACGAAAUUUUGAGGGCUGAUGUCCUUGCGAACUGUUAUUCUUGGCCCUGAAUGGCCCCUGGAAUGAUUGUCAGUGGAACAAUCUGAUGCAGACCUGUCAGUGCCAAAUUUGCCAAGAAACAAAUAUUAGAAGAGCCGUCUGUUGGGCAGCAAGUGCAUGUUUGUGAGGGGGUUAUCUGGUCGCCCCUCCAAUCUGCAGAUAGAUGUGCAUUUCAUUGUCAAUUGUCAGUUUUGUUGCUGUUUCUGUUGUGUUUCAUUAUGUCGCAGCUCUUUCCACGGGAUGAGUAGCUGUGGAGCAUUCUCUGCAUAAAGCAACUUUCAAUUUGGUGUUGGUGGUGCUCUUGCCUUGCAAUCCAUUCCAGCAACAGCAAUUGAGUACUGCCUCUUGGUCAAUUGCAGCGUUGUGGGCAUAAUGUCGGUCUGGUGCCUCAUCUGCUUGAAUGACCAAUUGGAAUGAUGUUCUGUCUGGGUCUAGCUGCAUGGGUGUUGCUUAAGUCUCAAAGCCACUUAUACAUGUCGAAUGCGCAGCAGGAGCUUGUAAUGAAAGCAUGAAGCUGG